Messenger RNA from Rhipicephalus sanguineus (brown dog tick), 905 nucleotides. RefSeq names its product glutathione S-transferase. NCBI's taxonomy places the organism in Eukaryota, Metazoa, Arthropoda, Arachnida, Ixodida, Ixodidae. The record is from RefSeq and is a predicted model, not a curated record. Gene Ontology annotation, biological process: glutathione metabolic process. The transcript has 3 exons. Gene Ontology annotation, molecular function: glutathione transferase activity. Bases 209 to 871 code for a protein of 220 amino acids.
CGGGGAGAGAGGGUACGGACCAGACAGGCUUGUCUGGCCAGUCGUGCUUCGGUCGGCGGGUUUGUGUAUGAGUGAAUCAGUUGACGGAAGGGCGUACUGCGGUGAAGCACACUUGCGAAAUCGUCCCGUAGGAAAGCCCACCGGUGCAUUUGCGGGUGUCGUUUGCGAGCAUUCCAGGGUGUCUCGAGGCGUUUGAACGGACAUCGACAUGGCCCCCGUAGUCGGCUACUGGGACGUCCGUGCCCUAGCGCAGUUCAUCCGCAACCUGCUCGUCUACAAGGGAGUCCAGUUCGAGGACAAGCGCUACAAGUUCGGCCCGGCGCCCGACUUUGACCGCUCCGACUGGCUCAAGGAGAAGUUCACGCUGGGUCUCAAGUUCCCCAAUCUGCCGUACUACAUUGACGGUGACGUCAAGAUCACCCAGAGCUUGGCCAUCCUGCGCUACCUGGGAAGGAAGCACGAUUUGGCUGCCAGGAACGAAGACGAGACCCUGGAGCUGGACGUACUCGAACAGCAGGCCCGAGAUCUGACCAUGCGGCUUAUCUACGCCACGGCUCCGAACCCAAACUACGAAGAGACGAUCAAGGCGUACGCGGACAACAUCGACAACGUGCUGAAGCCCUGGGACGAACACCUGGCCAACCGCAAGUGGGCCCUGGGAGACAGGCUGACGUACGUGGACUUCCAGCUCUACGAAGGGUUCGACACUCACCGAGAGUUCAAGGGCGAGGCCGUGCAGCGGUACCCGCACAUCGUCGAGUACCUGAAGAGGUUCGAGGAGCUGCCCAACCUGAAGGAGUACUUCGCCUCGGACAAGUACCACAAGUACCCCAUCCUUGGACCCCACCGCAAGUGGGGUUUCAAGAAGUAACACAUCCCCCACACAGUGCUGCCUCCUGGUACAC